AUGACGGCCGAGACGCACCUGCAGGGCGUGGAGAUCUCGGCCGCCCAGUUCUUCGAGAUCUGGCACCACUACGACUCCGACGGCAAUGGAUUCAUGGACGGGAAGGAGCUACAAAACUUCAUCCAGGAGCUGCAGCAGGCGCGGAAGAAGGCAGGCUUGGAUUUAACACCUGAAAUGAAAGCUUUUGUGGACCAAUACGGGAAGUCUACUGAUGGAAAAAUAGGUAUAGUUGAGCUUGCUCAGGUAUUGCCAACAGAAGAGAAUUUCCUGUUGUUCUUCAGAUGCCAGCAGCUAAAGUCAAGUGAAGAUUUCAUGCAGACAUGGAGGAAAUAUGACAGCGACCACAGUGGCUUCAUUGAUUCUGAGGAACUUAAGAGCUUCUUGAAAGAUUUAUUACAGAAAGCAAAUAAGCAGAUUGAAGACUCAAAGCUAACGGAAUACACAGAAAUAAUGCUCAGGAUGUUUGAUGCAAACAAUGAUGGAAAGCUGGAGCUUACUGAACUGGCCAGACUACUCCCUGUACAGGAAAAUUUUCUUAUUAAAUUUCAGGGUGUCAAAAUGUGUGCAAAAGAAUUCAAUAAUGCCUUUGAGAUGUAUGAUCAAGAUGGCAAUGGCUAUAUAGAUGAAAAUGAACUUGAUGCCCUACUGAAGGAUCUCUGUGAAAAGAACAAAAAGGAAUUAGACAUUACCAACCUUGCAACAUACAAGAAAAGCAUCAUGGCCUUGUCUGAUGGAGGAAAGCUUUACCGAGCAGAAUUGGCUCUUAUUCUCUGUGCUGAGGAAAACUAG
Cinclus cinclus is the source of this 789-nucleotide messenger RNA. It is a transcript of the gene CALB1, whose product is annotated as calbindin 1. Gene Ontology annotation, molecular function: calcium ion binding. Bases 1 to 789 code for a protein of 262 amino acids. The record is from RefSeq and is a predicted model, not a curated record. The transcript has 11 exons. Gene Ontology annotation, biological process: regulation of presynaptic cytosolic calcium ion concentration; regulation of long-term synaptic potentiation. Gene Ontology annotation, cellular component: terminal bouton; nucleus; dendrite. NCBI's taxonomy places the organism in Eukaryota, Metazoa, Chordata, Aves, Passeriformes, Cinclidae.